ACAUUAUCUUCAUCCUGACUCCGCAGGAAAGGAGGCUGAAAUGACGGAUGCAACCAUGGAGGCGACACCCGGGGACGGUUUAUUUACACCAGAAGAGCCGCUUUAAGUUUACUAGAGGGAAGCAGAUGCGUGUGUCCCCCUCUUUACUUUCACGGACCCCCUCCUCCUCCGCUGGCAGAAAUUUAUAAAGAACAAAAAAUCCGACGAGGGAGGGGAGGGGGGUUGAUAUGCGCCGAGGCUGAAAUCGAGAGGCGAACCCAGGGAAAGCGGAGUAAUUUGUACACGGGACUUUCCCCCUCUUAGUACCCCAAACGGAGGGGGAAAAGUCGCAAUAUUGGCAACGAGAAGGAAUGGGCUUCUAAAGGCGUGAAAACGUCUGCAAUUGUGGAUACUUUAUAUAUUUUUAUUUCGAAAAAAUAUGGCCGAGAACGUUCUGGACUCUGGCCCGCCUUCAGCCAAGAGGCCUAAACUCUCCUCUCCGGCACUUUCCGCCUCCGCCAGCGAUGGAAAUGAUUUCGGGACGCUGUUGGACUUGGAGCACGAUCUCCCGGAUGAGCUGAUCAUCCCCAGCGAACCGGUUCUUGUCAACGAUGGGGACCUGAACCAGCUGAACAGCAGCUUGGGAAGAGGACCCGCAGGUGGAACAGCAGGGGGAAUGGGGCUGGGCUUUGGCCCCGGUCCCGGGGGGGAACCCGGCGGGGUUGGGGGGGGCCAAGACGCAGUGGCCAAGCACAAGCAACUGUCAGAGCUUUUGCGUACAACCACCUCCAGUCAACAAGGGCAUCCGGGAGCCAUGGGUGGCCCCGGAGGCCCCGGAGUGAUGGGGCAGCACCUAGCCAACAUAAAGGUAUCCUCAGGACAGGGGCCUCAGCAGAUGAUGGGGGGGCAGCAGCAGCAUCUCUCGCAGCAGCAGGCCAACAUGAUGCAGCAGCAGCCGGGGAUGAUGGGUAACAGGGGCAUGAUGGGCGUGCAGCAGAAAGCCAAUAACGGCCAGCAGCAGCAGCCGGGCAUGAUGGGAAGCCAGGUGAUGAACGGCUCCCCCAGGAUGGGCUUCGGGAACCAGGGGAUGGCCGGCAGCGGCAACAUGUUGGCCGACACGCUGCAGCAGCAGGGAGCCGCGGGGCCGGGAGUCAUGAGGGGCCAACAGCAUGGAGCCAUGAACAAGCCGGGCAUGAUGGGAAACCCAGGCGGCUCGUUUGGAGGUCCAUAUCAAGGAGGUCAGGGUUUGGGAGCUGCAGGGCUGGGCCCUCAGCUCCAGAACAAAGGGCCCAUGGCCAACAACCUGGGCCAGUUCAAUGUGGACAAGAAGACCCAGUCAAUGCAAGGAAUGGGUGCCAUGCAGCCGCAGCCGGGUGUGGGCGGUCCAACGGGUGCACCGGUGGGAGGAGCACCAGGGAUGGUCCCCAGCGCGCAGGCGGGCCUGGCAGGAUACAACACGCAGGCCUCCGCAGCGUCCGCUGCGGCCGGAGCGCCACCCACAGCAGACCCCGAGAAGCGCAAGCUGAUCCAGCAGCAGCUGGUCCUCCUGCUUCACGCGCACAAGUGCCAGCGGCGGGAGCAGGCCAACGGAGAGGUCCGGCAGUGCAACCUGCCCCACUGUCGCACCAUGAAGAACGUCCUGAACCACAUGACCCACUGCCAGGCCGGCAAGUCCUGUCAAGUGGCUCACUGUGCCUCCUCCAGACAGAUCAUCUCCCACUGGAAGAACUGCACGCGCCACGACUGUCCUGUUUGUCUGCCACUGAAGAACGCCGGGGACAAGAGGAACCCGCAGUGUGAGUCUCUGCUGAGUGCAGCAGGUUCAGGACUGGGAAGCUCGCUGGGUUCGGUCCCCGGUGGUCAGCCCAGUACUCCCAACAUCAACCCUCCCAGCCAGAUUGACCCCAGUUCAAUAGAGAGAGCCUACGCCGCCCUGGGUCUCACCUACCAGGGAAACCAGAUCCAGGGUCAGACUGGUCCACCCAACGUGGCCAGCCAAGGUCAGGCCGGCAUGAGGCCUCUGAACCCAAUGAGUGUGAAUCCGAUCGGGGUCAAUGGCGGCGUGGGCGGCCCCCCUCAGAGUCAACAAGCCAGUUUACUACAGGACACCAUGAUGCAUCUUAAUGUGAAUAACCAAAGUUUGAUGAAUGAUGCUGUGGGAGUCGGAUCCAUGCCCACAGCAGCCCCUCCCUCCGCCACAGGGAUAAAGAAAGGCUGGCAUGAAGACAUCACACAGGACCUCCGGAACCACUUGGUGCACAAGCUUGUCCAGGCCAUCUUUCCGACUCCGGAUCCUGCCGCGCUGAAAGACCGUCGGAUGGAGAACCUGGUGGCCUACGCCCGGAAGGUAGAGGGAGACAUGUACGAGUCGGCCAACAGCAGAGCUGAGUACUAUCACUUGCUGGCGGAGAAGAUCUAUAAGAUCCAGAAGGAGCUGGAGGAGAAAAGACGGACUCGGCUGCAGAAACAGGGCACAGCCGGGCCCGGCAUGGGUCAGUCACCAACCGGGCUGCCUCAGAACGGCCCUCUCUCUGAUCCAUCCAUGGUGCGGCCGCCUGUACCCAAUCAGAUCAACAGGAUGCAAAACCCAGGUAUGAACCAGUUCAAUCAGAUGGGGAUGCCAGCUAUGGGUCAGAGGUCAACACCACCUCUUCCUAUGGGAGCAUCUGGCAACCAGCUUGGAAUGGUUGGGCCCAGAGUGGGACAGCCCAACGUCAACACAAUGCCGACCCAGUAUCUGUCUCAUGGACAGUUUCCUGGGUCAGGACCUGGAGUUGGAGCACCUCAGCCUGGACUGGCCCAGCCUGGAGCCCAGGGCGGGAUGGUACAGGCCCAGAUGGGAACUCCUCCGUCUCUCUCCGUGGCCAGUCCUCUGGCACAGCCCGGUUCAGUGGGCGGUCCCAGUGGGGUCCCCACUGUGGGGCCCAUGGGUCCCCAGAGCGUGGGAGGCGGCGGUCCCAACGCAUCUCUUGGCACCCCCGCUCCAUCCGUAACCUCAUCUAACUCCAACCAGCAAGCCAACUCCAUGCCCCACCUGGGACCCAUGCGUGGCAGCUCACCCUCCCCGGCACACAGUCGCUCCCCAACGCCCCACCAGACGCCCCCCAGACUAGCGGGCUCCCAGACGCCGCAGCCACACACCCCCAACGCUCCUCAGCUGGCGGGGCCCCCGCUGGCCCUUCAGCAGAAUCAACUCAGCCAGGGGCCUGGCUCCAACAAGCCCCUCCAGCAGCAACACAUGGGACCCUCGGGUUCAACCACUCCGUCUCAUCCCGGACUAGCCCCCAGCUCCACGCCGCAUGCCGCUCAGCUGCCCCGCACUCCGCUGUCCCAGAAGGGCUCGUUCCCAGCAGACAGCCAGGCCAUGACGCCGGCCUCCGUCGGCAGUCUGGACGCCGCGUCCCAGCAGCCGCCGCUGGACGCCUCCGCCACCAAGAUGGAGCCCAAGGCAGAAGUGAAGCACGAGGAUGAGGAGGAGGAGAGCGACUCGGGCAGUUGCUCCAAAGGGGGGAAGCUGAGCAACCACAAAGCGGAGGAAAAACCCAUCAAACUAGAACCUAAGAAGGAGGAGUGUUCCGGAGACGGAGGGAAAGGAGUCCCCAUGGACACGUCCAAGCCGUCAGCGGCCAUGAAGACCGAAGUGAAGAAGCUAGAGGAGAGUUCGGAGGCAGCUGCUCCACAGGCUCCUGUGAAGAAGAAGAUCUUCAAGCCAGAGGAGCUUCGUCAGGCCCUCAUGCCCACGCUGGAGUCUCUCUACCGACAAGACCCAGAAUCCCUCCCGUUCAGAAUGCCUGUGGACCCAAAGCUGCUCUGCAUACCUGACUACUUUGACAUAGUGAAGAACCCGAUGGACCUGUCCACUAUCAAGAGAAAGUUAGAUACAGGUCAGUACCAGGACCCGUGGCAGUACGUGGACGACAUCUGGCUGAUGUUCAACAACGCCUGGCUGUACAACCGCAAAACGUCCCGCGUCUACAAGUACUGCUCCAAACUGGCCGAGGUGUUCGAGCAGGAGAUCGACCCCGUCAUGCAGGGCCUGGGCUACUGCUGCGGCAGGAAGCUGGAGUUUUCUCCGCAGACACUGUGCUGCUACGGGAAGCAGCUGUGCACCAUUCCCAGAGAUGCCGUUUACUUCAGCUACCAAAACAGGUACCACUACUGCGAGAAGUGCUUCAACGAGAUCCAGGGAGAGACCGUUUCCCUGGGCGACGACCCCACCCAGCCGCAAACGUCCAUAAACAAGGAUCAGUUUGAAAAAAAGAAAAACGACACACUGGACCCUGAGCUGCUAGUUGAAUGUAUGGACUGCGGACGCAGGAUGCAUCAGAUCUGCGUUUUGCACAAUGAAACAAUCUGGCCAGCAGGUUUUGUUUGUGACGGCUGUUUAAAGAAGACAAACAAGACGAGGAAAGAGAACAAGUAUUCUGCCAAACGGUUGCCCCAGACGAAGCUGGGAACCUUCCUGGAGUCGAGAGUGAACGACUUCCUGAAGCGCCAGGCCUAUCCUGAAUCUGGAGAGGUCUUCAUCCGGGUCGUCCAUGUCUCUGACAAAGUGGUGGAAGUCAAACCAGGGAUGAAGUCCAGGUUUGUGGACAGUGGAGAGAUGUCCGAGUCGUUCCCUUACAGGACCAAAGCUCUUUUUGCCUUUGAGGACAUCGACGGUGUGGACGUCUGCUUCUUUGGUAUGCAUGUUCAGGAGUACGGCUCCGACUGCCCUCAGCCCAACCAGAGGCGAGUCUACAUCUCCUACCUGGACAGUGUUCACUUCUUUCGGCCUCGCUGCCUAAGAACAGCAGUUUACCAUGAAAUCCUCAUCAGCUACUUGGAGUACGUCAAGAAGUUAGGUUACACCACCGGUCACAUCUGGGCUUGCCCGCCUAGCGAGGGCGACGACUACAUCUUCCACUGCCAUCCUCUGGAUCAGAAGAUCCCAAAGCCCAAGCGACUGCAGGAGUGGUACAAGAAGAUGCUCGACAAAGCCGUAGCAGAGCGCAUAGUACACGACUACAAGGAUAUUUUCAAGCAGGCGACGGAGGAUCGUUUAACCAGUGCCAAGGAACUGCCUUAUUUUGAGGGCGACUUUUGGCCCAACGUGUUGGAGGAGAGUAUCAAGGAGCUGGAGCAGGAGGAGGAGGAGAGGAAGAAGGAGGAGAGCAGUACCUCUAAUGAGAGCAUUGAUGAUGCAAAAGGCGACAGCAAAAACGCAAAGAAGAAGAACAACAAAAAGACGAGUAAGAACAAAAGCAGCUUGAGUCGCUCAAAUAAGAAGAAACCAGGGAUGCCCAACGUUUCCAACGAUCUGUCACAGAAACUUUACGCCACGAUGGAGAAACACAAAGAGGUGUUCUUUGUGAUCCGACUGAUCGCGGGUCCCAUGGCGAACGCCUUGCCCCCCAUCGUGGACCCGGAUCCCCUGAUGGCAUGUGACCUGAUGGACGGUCGGGAUGCGUUUCUGACACUGGCCCGGGACAAACACCUUGAAUUCAGCUCAUUGAGGAGGGCCAAGUGGAGCUCCAUGUGCAUGCUGGUGGAGUUGCACAACCAAAGCCAGGACCGCUUUGUUUACACGUGCAACGAGUGCAAGCACCAUGUGGAGACCCGCUUCCACUGCACCGUCUGUGAGGAUUACGACCUGUGCAUCACCUGCUACAACACUAAGGGCCACGAGCACAAGAUGGAGAAGCUAGGCUUGGGCUUGGACGAUGAGAGCAGCAACCAGGCCGCUGCCACCACCCAGAGCCCGGGAGACUCGCGCCGCCUCAGCAUCCAGCGUUGCAUCCAGUCCCUGGUCCACGCCUGCCAGUGUCGCAACGCCAACUGCUCCCUGCCGUCCUGCCAGAAGAUGAAACGGGUCGUCCAACACACGAAAGGCUGCAAGAGGAAAACCAACGGCGGCUGCCCCAUCUGCAAGCAGCUCAUUGCAUUGUGCUGCUACCACGCCAAGCACUGUCAGGAGAACAAGUGUCCAGUGCCAUUCUGCCUGAACAUCAAGCACAAGCUGCGGCAGCAGCAGCUACAGCACCGGCUGCAGCAAGCCCAGAUGCUGAGGAGGAGAAUGGCCAGCAUGCAGAGGGUCGGCCAGGCCCCUCCGGGCGGCCCACCUGGGGGGAGUGGGCUGCCGUCUCCCAGUGGCAACAACGGAGCAACCGGUCCGGCCACCCCGACAUCAGUUGGUACGCAACCUCCGACCCCACAGACCCCCACCCCGGGCAGCAUGCCCCCGCUUCCUCAGCCACCAGGAGUUCAGAUGGGCGGGAUGGUCACUCCGGGUCAGCAGCCAGGCGGUGCGAUGACUCCUCAGCAUCACCACCAACAGUUCCAGGCAGAAGGGAUGAUGAUGUCUCCUCAGCAGCAGAUGGUGAAUCAGCAGCAGCAGGGGCCCAACGUGCAGCAGCUGCAGCACCCUGGAGGUUUACCUCCGUACAACCCCAGACCACCAGGGCCGGUGUCUCUCCAUCAGUCGCUAGGGAAACCUGGGUUGGGUCCAGCCACCCCACCCUUGCAACAGCAGCAGCCCAACCAGGGGCAGGGGUCCAUGUCUGUACAGAGCCAGCCGCAGGGGCCUCCACUAGCCGCAGUAGAGACAGCCCUAAAGAUCCAACGACUAGCAGAGACCCAGAGUCGGAUGGCUCAGGCCCAGGCGCAGAUUCGUGGCUUGGGGCAGGGCGGCAUGAUCCCACAACACCCCCACCACCAGAACAGCCCGGCACAGAUGGUAAUGCCCCACAUUGGGGCCCAGGGCAUGGCCCCCCAGACUCAGGGAGUGGUUGGCAGGACUAUGUUGGAAUCGCAGCAACACGGGAUGGUAGCUGGCACACAAUCCCAGCUGACCUCUCAAAUUCAACAACCACUUCAGCCAACAAACCAGCAGUGGGGGGGCCCCAGAGGGCCGACCAUGAACCCACAAACAAGGACAGCUAUGAUGGGGUCUAUGCCCCCCCAGCAGCAGGCUGCCAUCACUCAGCAGCAGCAGCCACCAAUGAAUACGCAGCAGACCCAAGCAGGAAACCGAGGUUUGAUGCAGGUGUUGGGUGUGUCAGAAGGGGCAGCAGGGGCCCCUGGGCUGAUGCAAGGAGGGGGAACGGGUAACUUGCCCCAGGGAGCAGUGCAGGAGCUUCUGCGUACCCUCCGCUCCCCAACCUCACCCCAGCAGCAGCAACAAGUCCUCAACAUCCUGCGCUCCAACCCAACUCUGAUGGCUGCCUUCAUUCGCCAGAGAACGGCUCGGUACCAGGGUUCUCAGGGAGGCCCUGGGGGGCCGCCAGCAGGGGCUCCUGGAGGUGUAAGGUUCCCAGGCUCUGCUGGAGGCUUGCCCAAUGUAGGGGGACCUGGAGCCAACCCGCUUGGCAACUUGGAUGGGCAACAACAGGUUAACGUUAACCAGAUGGGGAUGAAUAUCGCUCAGGGUGGAGCCGGGGGAGGCAACAUGCCCACCAUGGCUCAGUUGCAGCAGUUGCAGCAACAACAGCAACAGCAGCAGCAGCGUCCCAUGUUGCAACAGCAGAUGGCUGCUCUGCAACAGCAGCAACAGGGAGCAAUGCAAGCUGGACAACAAGGCAACCUGGCAAAUAUGAAUCCUCAGUUCAGAGAGUUGAUAAUGAGGAGACAGCUACAACAGCAGCAGCUACAGCAACAGCAGCAGCUACAGCAACAGCAGCAGCUACAGCAACAGCAGCAGCAACAACAGCUGCAGCAACAGCAGCUGCAGCAGCAGCAGCUACAGCAGCAACAGCAGCAGCAAAUGGCGAACCAUGGGCCGUUCCAGCAACAGCAGCAAGUGCAGCAGAGCUUCAUGCAACCUGGACAAGGACAGGCAGGGAUGCCUCCGUCCUCUCAGCCACAGCCUGCAGGGGGGGCUGUGGGGGUCCAGCAGCAGCAACAAGGACCACAGGGGGGACAGCAAGGGUACCCCAUGUCACAAGUAGCUGCUGCACUGCAGCAGAGGCUGCAUCAGGUGCAGAUGCAGCAGAACUCCAUGGGUGGUCACCAAGGACCUGACCUGAGUGGGGGGGGCUCUGGCCCCCCCCUGCAGCCCGGACAGGGUACCUCAGGGCCGGGGCAGCAGCAGGGUGGAGUCGGAGUGCCACAGCUGUCCCAAGGCAUGGUUCACCAGAACUUCCAGCAGAGGCUGCUGCAGCCAUCACACCUGGGGGCCGGCUCGCCUGCCCAGCACAGCAGCCCCAUGAGCCCCCAGAUGGCCCAGUCCCCCCACAUCCCGGGCCAAGGUGGCCUCGGCCCGGCAGGCUCACUGGGCAGCCAGGUCCGCUCCCCUCAGCCUUCCCCCCGGCCGCAGUCACAGCCGCCACACUCCAGCCCGUCCCCGCGCAUGCAGCCCUCCUCCCAGCCGCAGCCCUCGCCUCACCGCAUCUCCCCGCAGACCCAGAGCGGGUCACCGCACCCGGGCCACCUCGCCCAGCACCAUCCCAGCAUGGCUCCGCCCCAACCGCCACAGGUCCAACAGCCAGCGUUGUCCCAGCAGCCACCAGGGGGCUCCGUGGAUCCCAGUCAGUUCAGUGACCAGAACUCCAUCAUGUCCCAGCUGAGCGGGAUGGCAGGGAUUCACGGAGGGCAAGGCACGCAGCCGGACAUGCUGGGGGGAAACAAUAACAACGGCAGCAGCAACAGCCAGGAGCUCAACCACAAUCUCAUGUAGCCUCGCCUCCACUUUUUGCUCUGACUUGUUGCCCCAGACGACAAACUGCCAUACAGCGAGCCGGGGCUUUUAGAAGUUUUUAUUUUUUAUUUAAACAUUUUUGUGAUGUAUAAAUAUGAACUAAAGCUUCCUUCCUAUGGGAGAUGCGACUUUAAUCUUAGAAAUCAAUAAAUGAAUAAAUUAAAAACAAUGGUAAGUUAUUGCUGUUAAUAUAUAUAUAUAUAUCUAUAUAUUUUUGCCAACUGUGUACAAAAAGGCAGAAGGGUAGAGUUUCUGGUGGAGAUAUUUCUUCCUUAAAUAUGACAAUAUUUUCGGGGACUGAGUAUUUUGCCUUUUUAAGAAGAUUUUUAAGAUUUCAAAUGUGGUUAUAAAAAAGUUAAAGUGAGUGAUGUACCUUUUUUAUAAAUAUACAUAUAUAUAUAUAUAUAUAUAUUGUUUUCCCCUGAAGCACCCUGUCAUGAUUGUAUUUUCCAGUCUGAUUAUUUUGUAUUUUCGUUCCGUCGAUGAAUCGUGAAAGGAACACGAACAUAUCUUCCGUUACAGCGGUCUUCUUCAGAACGGUGAACACAGCUUUGUACGUGACUGCAGCAAAUUCCAGAUAUUUAUUUACUUUGAGCAGGUGGGAGGAAAUCUGUGUGUGUGCGCGCGAGUUUCAUUUUGUAGGUAUGUGUGUGUGAGAGAGAAUCAGGGGUUUCUAUUACAGGUUUUUGUUAAACAUUUCCCGUGUUUUGGCAGAUUUUGGCCACAUGUACCUGACGGAUUGCACCCCCUUCUCAGCCUUUUGUGAAUAUGCAUCCCUCCAGUCCCUUUUACCGAUCCCCUACAAAAUGUGGAGGAAUAAAAAGGCAUAUUGCCGUUUUUCUUUUGUUCUUUUUUUUUCUUUUCCUCAAUAAGGUUGUAAAUAUUUUCCAGCGCUGUUUUUCUGUGACAUAUGAAAGAUUGAGCAAGUUCCGCCUUCGCCCUCUACCUUAACGGUUUUCCUUUCAAUUAUUUUGCCUCUUUUGUUUCCCAUUUGCAGCAGCAAGGUUUGAUUUGUUAGUACUGUAAAAAUAGGAAAUUGUGGACUUUGAUACAUUUUCUUGUUUUUCUUUGUAAAGAAAUGUCUAAAAACAAGUGUACAUAUUUAAAAACAAAUCUGUGCAAACGACAUGUUUUUGCCCCUUUUCUUCCCCCCCUUCUUCAUGGAAUAUGUGCUGUCUGGAACAAAAAGACAAAUGAUCCUAAGCUACUGUACAGUAUUAAUCUUUUUCUUUUUUCUAAAGUGUACAGUAUGGGUUGUUGUAGGUCACAAGCACCAAUGCGCCUUUUUUUUUAGUGUAUUUUUUGACAAGGUUUUGGAGAGGUAGGGGCUAUCGCACCCACGUUAUUAUAGACAAAAAAAAACAAAAAAAAAAACACACACACAAAAAACAAAAACUUCCGCGGUAAACCUGCACAAAACGGAGCCAAAACAAGGGAUCGAUCUGAAAGACCGAACAUUUGGUUGUUUAGCUUUUUACAGAGAGGACUGAAGACACAAUAUUCACACGCUUACUAUUUGUUUUUCUCUGAAAGUCGGGCUUGUUGGGUAUGGGGGAAGGAACACAUCAAAACCAGGUUGCAAUAUAUCUCGAGACUUAUUUUAUAGAUAAGAAGAAAAAAAAAAACAUGGAUGAACUGUCUUUUAUAUAUAGAUAUAUUAUUUAAUUUAAUUUUUUUGGAAAUAAAACUUGAAGCUACAGGAAUUAUUAGAU
Molecule: messenger RNA, 10365 nt
Organism: Xiphophorus maculatus (southern platyfish)
Lineage: Eukaryota; Metazoa; Chordata; Actinopteri; Cyprinodontiformes; Poeciliidae
Gene: ep300a
Product: histone acetyltransferase p300-like
Exons: 31
Coding region: 419-8632 (2737 amino acids)
Biological process (GO): positive regulation of transcription by RNA polymerase II
Cellular component (GO): nucleus; transcription regulator complex; histone acetyltransferase complex
Molecular function (GO): zinc ion binding; chromatin DNA binding; protein binding
Source: RefSeq, a predicted model, not a curated record